Messenger RNA from Rodentolepis nana, 2655 nucleotides. The record is from the annotation of a GenBank genome assembly. NCBI's taxonomy places the organism in Eukaryota, Metazoa, Platyhelminthes, Cestoda, Cyclophyllidea, Hymenolepididae.
UUUCAAUUGCUUUCAGAAGGUGAAAACAGAGGCAUUUUUGGCGGAUUUGUAAUAUUGAGUCGCAUUAUGUCCUGCCCUGUUGAAUUUCGACUUGAAUUAAAUCCGGAACUUGAAACACAUCCACUUCCUAAACCUCCAGAGUAUUUAAAACAUCAAGUCUAUGAAAAGGCUGAAGUCUUUGAAAAAAUUGAUAAUCAUGCUAUUGAAAUAUCAAAACGCGAUUUUCCAACCUUUACCCAUCUUAUGUGGAAUUUAGUGUUUCGUCAUAAAAUGUCUGAUAUUGAGCGUGCUAGAGUUAUCUUCCGAUGGAUAACAUCCAAAAAUAUGCAGAGGAUUUCAUUCGAUAGUGCUCCUCCAAAUUCUCCAGAAGAACUUCUUUUGUCAUUUAAGGAUAAUAAAACUAGCUUUGCAAGGAUUUAUGAAAUAAUGUGCACAUAUGCUGGACUGCAUUGUGUUGCUAUCAGCGGUUAUGCAAAAGGCGUUGACUACUUCCCCGGUGACCGAUUUCAGGGUCUGCCGCCAAACCACUCUUGGAAUGCUGUCUAUCUUAAAGGUUCUUGGCAACUUGUAGAUGCUCAUUGGGCUACUCGUUACCUCAGUUCUGGAAUGAAUAUGCACGACAAUGUUGUCUAUGAAUAUGACGACUUCUAUUUCCUAAUGGAACCUCAACAGGCCGUUUAUAGUCACUUUCCUGAGGAUUGUCGCUGGCAGUUGUUAACUAAGCAGCUAACCCUCGCUCAAUUUGAAAGUCUUCCUCUCACUAAAUCCCAAUUUUUCAAAUGUGCCAUGGACUUCCGGGGUGAACACCACGGAGUAGUACAAGUCCUUGACGGAUGUAUCCGCAUGACUCUUGGCUUCUGGCGUCCUGGUGCGUUCACCUACAAGUUGCAACAUCUCGUGGGCAGUGCUCGAUCUGCUCAACCUGCGCUUCUUCCUGUUAGAUCAUCUGAUCUGACUAAUUCAUUCGAAAUGACGAUUCCUGGAAUUGCAGGCGGACAAGAACAACUUCCCCUCAAAGAUUUUGUACUACAAGAAACUACGGAUGAUGCGCUUAACUUCUUCAUCCGAUUACCAGCAAGAGGAGCAUUUUUCUUGACCAUUUAUGCGCAGGAUUUGAGUAAUGUUGUAAUGGCCAAAAAUGGGACAUUCAGAGCAGCCUGUGAAUACAAGUUGGUGUUUGCCGAGGGUGAAGCCUGCUGUGAACCCUAUCCAGCUUGUGAUGGUAUGAAUUGGGGACCCUCCUGGUUGCACGCACGUCACUAUGGUCUGGAAAUGCCACACCCUUCUGGAGUCAUCAGUUUGCCCCCUGGUCGUGUCACUCCCACAGGGGAACACGUGGAAUCUGGCCAUUUGGAGUUGCGCUGCACACGUCACCGACCCGAUGUCCAACUGUUCACCAAACUUAAGAAGAAUUACGUGCCUGAUGAAGUUCUGGAGCAAUUCCAACGCAUUCACCUCAGUGAUGGUGAAGCAAUUUUCGAACUCAAUCUACCCGAACCUGGUAAGAUGAUUUUUAUUGACUUAAAAUUACUUUUGAGGGAAACUAUGAAGGCGAAGGCUUUUGGUCGGGGAUUGAACCAGUUAGCACAGAAUCCGUUGGAGUCCUUCAAACAAUUCGGAGUAGUUGGUGGCAAGACCCGGAGUCAUGUUCUUCAGACAGUGGUAUUGAUUUCUUCUGCUAGACACGGUGAAUAUGGUUUUGAUAUCUACGCCAAUGAACCUGAUGAUGGGCGAGCAUUCACUCACAUCUGCCAGUACCUUGUUCACUACGAGGCCCCACAAGGUUGGCGCCCACAACACGCUGAGAAUGCGUGGGAAACCAAAACACCGGAAGGGAUCAAAUCCGCUCAUCCAGGAGCGUCGCGAGUUCGACAGUCUAUGCUCAAUGAUACCAACCGUGUCCUAACAAGAGUGCUGUCACCAACCCAAUAUGAAGACAAUGCCGAUAACAGAGAUCAAUUCGAAUUCCGCUAUGCGCCAACCACAUGGUCCGAUACAGAGAGUCUGGACCGAGGAAUGAGCUCAAUGCGAAUCAAUGGGGACGAUGAUGACAGUGUCUUUACUAUGCAAGAAAAUCCAAAAGUCCUGGAUGAAGGUAAAAUUAGCCAAUAUGCUAGAGACGUUGAUGAAGGUGGUUUUUCGAGAACAGAAAAUGAUGCUAAUGAUGGGGAGGAUUAUUCAAUUGGAAGAAUCACAGGAAGACGCAUGAAUGUCACUGAACAGGUGAAAAGAAGUCAGCCCUACAUCAUGGCUUUACUUGAGGGCAAAUCGGCAACAGUUCGACCCGCUCAAGGUAGUCUAAGUCAGGCUUCUGCGACAAACGGAAAGAGUGCUUUUGACUCCGAGCGAAAUGAUCGAUACUCACCAUUCUCGGGAGAUAACCACCGUCCAAGUCAACAGUACAAUCGCAUUGGAGUAACCAAUCAACCUGUAAUGGCGGGGAAAACGUUCCCUUCUUCUGCGACUUCCAUACCUCCACCCUCCUACGCCACAUGGGUGCCUGGACCCCUUCAAAAGGAGCCCCCGAAGGAAUUCGUUCCUCAGCUCCUAGAACCCGAACCAGCCUAUCAAAAACCUGCUCCCGACGCUUUUCCUGAUCGUACUCCAGCUUAUGCUAUGCAAGAGGAUGAUGCCUUCAAGGUGAGUAAUUUUUGA